Lolium rigidum is the source of this 505-nucleotide messenger RNA. Its product is annotated as FCS-Like Zinc finger 1-like. The record is from RefSeq and is a predicted model, not a curated record. Lineage: Eukaryota; Viridiplantae; Streptophyta; Magnoliopsida; Poales; Poaceae. Bases 1 to 273 code for a protein of 90 amino acids. The transcript has 2 exons.
AUGUCAAGAAGAGGAGGGAACACGCCUUUCCUGGACGCGUGCUUCCUCUGUAGAAAGCCGAUCGCCGGCGACCGCGACAUCUUCAUGUACAGAGGCGACACGCCUUUCUGCAGCGAGGAGUGCAGGGGCGUGCAGAUGGAGGCGGACGAGGCGGCGGAGCGGAAGGAGAAAGAUUGCUCCGGGAGGCUGACGCAGCCGGUGCCACCUGCCAGCGAAGUGCAGGCCCCUGACGAGCGUGGAAAGGUUCGAGCAGGGUCGAUCCUAGCCUUGUAACUGAAGUUCCAAAUCGUGUCUGCCGGUGACUUUUCUUUUUUCUCUUUCGAAGAUCUCACAUGAUCGCUUUCGUUUCCGCAUAUACAAGGGUUUGUGUUUUUUUGUUCAAACCCUUGGAUUGUACUUAGUGAUGGUUUUCAUGUACCAUUUGGCCGCGUGUGUUUUGCGUAUCGUUUGCACUAGUCGAAAUAUACAGAGAGAAUAAAAGUGACAAUGUGGUUGCUUCAAGAAA